Molecule: messenger RNA, 3529 nt
Organism: Cinclus cinclus
Lineage: Eukaryota; Metazoa; Chordata; Aves; Passeriformes; Cinclidae
Gene: ADAMTS5
Product: ADAM metallopeptidase with thrombospondin type 1 motif 5
Exons: 8
Coding region: 980-3529 (849 amino acids)
Biological process (GO): proteolysis; extracellular matrix organization
Cellular component (GO): extracellular matrix
Molecular function (GO): metalloendopeptidase activity
Source: RefSeq, a predicted model, not a curated record
UUGAAGCUCUCCCUUUAAGAGGCAGCCUGCAGUGACGAAUUGUUGAAAUUGCCAUUGCAGGAUGGCAUUCCGCUAUAAAUUCAUUGUUCCACCUCCUCUCAUCUUCACAUUUCUCUCCCUUCUCCUCUUGUUCACAUCGACAGACUGGGGAUAACAACAACAACAGGAAAGAUACAGGGAGGGGGCUUUUACAGAAAUCCAGGACGUUUUCCGCUUCUUGGGCUUUUUUCUUUUUUUUUCUUUUCUUUUUUUUUUUUUUUUUCUUUUUAACCAUCUCACCGGAGGCGAUCGAGGCGGUUUUGGGUGCUUGAAUUUCUUCUCUCCUCUUCUCCUCCUUCUCUUCAAAACAAAAGAGGGCAAAAGAAGGAAAGGAGCCCACCGGAGCCCGACAAAGUGCCGAGUCGCAGCAGACCUGCCCCUGCUGCUGCUGCUGCUGCUGGUGAUGAUCCGGUGACUACAGCAGAGGAGUGCAAGAGGAGUGGGAAGUGCUCAAACUUCUCUACUUGCCGGCUCCGAGCCGUCUCUCCACCUUUUCCUCUCUCCUCACUUUGCCUCCCCGGCAGCAGCGAUUUGGGAAUUUUUUUUCUUUAUUUCUUUCUUUCCCUUUUUUAAAUUUUUUCUUCCUUUUUUUCCUCUCUCUCUCUCCCCUUCCAUGUGCUCCCGGCUCUUCCCUGCAGAGAAACACAAAGUUCACACGCGAGCGGCUUUUGUUGACGUUUUUAUCUCUCCCACUCACACUUGACUUCGGGAGGGAGAACUUUUUCUUUUUUCUUAUUUUUAUUGCGUUUUUGUUACUUUUUAUUUCUUUUCUUUUCUUUUUUUUUUUUUUCGUUUUUUCCCCCCGCAUCUCUCCUUUUCUUCCCAUCCCUCAACUCCGGCGGCCGCCUCCUCCCCAACGCCGUCUCCCGUUAUUACCAUCAUCAUUAUUACCACCACAAUUACUCUCCCCGCCGCCCCGCUGCCCCGCGCCGAGGCGAGGAUGCUGCCGGCGCUGCUGUGGCUGCUGCUUGCCACCCGUGCCGGCCGCGCCGCGCCGCCGCCGCCUCCCGCACCUGCCGAGCCCGGCGCGCCGCCCGCCCGGCCCCCCGCCCCCGGGCCGCACCGCGGGGCCGUGCGGCGCCUCGACCCGACCUACGCGGGGGGCGGCAGGGCGGGCUACGUGCUCUACGCCGGGGGACAGCGCUUCCUGCUCGACCUGGAGCGCGACGGGCCGCGCUGCCAGUACCGCGGCACGGUGGACGGCAGCCCGCGCUCGCUCGCCGUCUUCAACCUCUGCGGCGGCCUCGACGGCUUCUUCGCCGUGGGCCGCUCCCGCUACACCGUGCGCCCGGCGCGCCGCGCUGCGCAUGGAGAGGCCGGAGCGCGGAUCUACGGCGAGGGCCCGGCCCGCGCGCCGCACGUCUUCCGCAGGGAGCGCUUCAGCUUCGAGACGGUGCCGGCCCGCGCCAGCUGCGAGACCCGGGACCCCGCCAGGCCGGCGGGCGGGGACGGGCGGCGGCGGCGGCGGCGGCGGCGCUCCGUGUCCCGGGCCCGGCAGGUGGAGCUGCUGCUGGUGGCCGACGCCUCCAUGGUGCGCAAGUACGGGAAGGGGCUGCAGCACUACCUGCUCACCCUGGCCUCCAUCGCCUCCCGGCUCUACGCGCACGCCAGCCUGGAGAACCACGUGCGGCUGGCCGUGGUGAAGGUGGUGGCGCUGGGCGACAAGGAGAGGGGGCUGGAAGUCAACAGGAACGCCGCCACCACGCUCAAGAACUUCUGCAAGUGGCAACACCAGCACAACCGCCUCGACGAUGACCACGAGGAGCACUACGAUGCAGCCAUCCUCUUCACCCGCGAGGAUUUAUGUGGGCAUCAUUCCUGUGAUACCCUGGGAAUGGCAGACGUUGGGACCAUCUGCUCCCCCGAGCGCAGCUGCGCGGUGAUUGAAGACGACGGCCUCCACGCAGCUUUUACGGUGGCUCACGAAAUUGGGCACUUGCUUGGACUUUCCCAUGACGACUCCAAGUACUGUGAGGAGAACUUUGGCUCCAUGGAAGACAAGCGCCUGAUGUCCUCCAUUCUGACCAGCAUUGAUGCUUCCAAACCCUGGUCCAAGUGCACUUCAGCAACUAUCACAGAAUUCUUUGAUGAUGGCCACGGGAACUGCCUGCUGGACCAGCCCAGGAAACACAUUGUGGGCCCCGAGGAGCUGCCGGGGCAGACGUACGACGCCAUCCAGCAGUGCAAGCUGGCGUUCGGCACGGAGUACACGGUGUGCCCCGGCAUGGACGUGUGCUCGCGCCUCUGGUGCGCCGUGGUGCGCCAGGGACAGAUGGUCUGCCUCACCAAGAAGCUGCCUGCUGUGGAGGGAACGCCCUGUGGCAAAGGAAGGAUCUGCCUGCAAGGGAAAUGCGUGGACAAAACCAAGAAGAAAUACUACUCGGCUUCAAGCCAUGGCAACUGGGGAUCCUGGGGACCCUGGGGACAGUGCUCCCGUACCUGCGGGGGGGGAGUUCAGUUUGCCUAUCGCCACUGCAACAACCCAGCCCCCAGGAACAACGGGAGAUACUGCACGGGCAAGCGGGCCAUCUACCGCUCCUGCAACGUCACUCCCUGCCCUGCCAACGCUAAAUCAUUUCGACAAGAGCAGUGUGAAGCAAGGAAUGGCUAUCAGUCUGAUGCAAAGGGGGUCAAGACUUUCGUGGAAUGGGUCCCCAAGUAUGCUGGAGUACUGCCUGGAGACGUCUGCAAGCUCACCUGCCGAGCCAAAGGAACCGGUUAUUAUGUGGUAUUUUCUCAGAAGGUCACUGAUGGCACGGAGUGUCGACCCUACAGCAAUUCAGUGUGUGUCCGAGGGAAGUGCAUCCGAACGGGCUGUGAUGGCAUCAUUGGGUCCAAACUGCAGUAUGACAAGUGUGGGGUGUGUGGGGGAGACAACUCUAGCUGCACAAAAAUCAUGGGAACCUUCACCAAAAAGAGCAAGGGCUACACGGACGUGGUGAAGAUCCCGGAAGGGGCAACCCACAUCAAAGUGCGGCAGUUCAAGAGCAAGGACCAGAGCAGGUUCACAGCCUACCUGGCCCUGAAGAAGAAGAACGGGGAGUACCUGGUCAACGGCAAGUACAUGAUCUCCACCUCGGAAACCAUCAUCGACAUCAACGGCACCGUCAUGAACUACAGCGGCUGGAGCCACAAGGACGACUUCCUGCAUGCCAUGGGCCACUCGGCCACCAAGGAGAUCCUGAUUGUACAGAUCCUGGCCACCGACCCCACGCAGCCCGUGGAUGUGCGCUACAGCUUCUUCGUGCCAAAGAAACAGGGGCAGCUGGCAAACUCCGUGCCCAGCAGCGGCGGCGGCAGCAAAGCGCCGGCGCCAGCCGCGCAGCCCCGCUGGGUGACGGGGCCGUGGCUGUCCUGCUCUCGAACGUGCGACACGGGCUGGCACACCAGGACUGUCCAGUGCAAGGAUGGGCACGGGAAACUGGCCAAGGGAUGUCUGCUCUCCCAGAGACCCUCAGCAUUCAAACAGUGCUUGCUGAAAAAGUGUUAA